This is a messenger RNA of Stylophora pistillata, 3867 nucleotides long. RefSeq lists its product as uncharacterized. NCBI's taxonomy places the organism in Eukaryota, Metazoa, Cnidaria, Anthozoa, Scleractinia, Pocilloporidae. The record is from RefSeq and is a predicted model, not a curated record.
AUGGUAGACAAAACCUUACAGGUGAUGCAAACCGAAAACAACCCUUCCGAACAAAAUUUGCAUGAAAAAGCAUGCACGGAGACAGCGAGCUCAGCAAAAGAAGGACCCGUUACAAUGGCAUCUCAAGAAGUGUUUGAAAUGGAAAGUCAAAUGGUAGGAGGCCAGAUUGAGAUUCAAAACGGUGGAUGCCUCGAGAUGACGUCUGAGAUGAUAGGUGUAAAUGUGGAUUCUCAAAUGCAAUUUCAGAUGAUGAGCGAGCAACAGUUGGACUCAAUGAACGGUGAAGGAAUGACAGUCAUAAUGCAGUCACAGGUACUCGAUGGACAGCUGUUCGACAUUCAAAAUGGGGUUCAGCAUCAAGUAAUAGACGGACAACAAGUAAUGGUGGGAAAUAAUUCGGGGCAAAUGCAAAUGUCAAUGUCAUCGACGGGAGAAUAUGGCGGUCAAAAUUUGCAGGUAGAGGGGAGCGUUAUACAAGGAACAGAGAUAUUAUACAGUCCAACGCAAGUAAUAGAAAUGACAGCAGAAGGGAUGAAUGGUUCAAUAAUACAAUCCCAAGAGAUUGCAUUUGAUAGCAGUAGCCAAAUGAUUAAAGUUGAAGGAAUGUCCAGGGGACAAGGCGGAAUGAUGCAAGAAAUGUCACCAGGAAUCAAUGAACAACAAAUACAGAUGCAGGAGAUGUACGUGCAAGGAAUGUCUUUGCAAGAUAUGUCAGUGACUAUGGAUGGAAUGGCUAUAGAAGGAAUGUCUAUGCAAGGAGUGGGUAUCGAAGGAAUGACGAUGGAAGGAGAAAAGGCUAUGGAAGGAAUGACUAUGCAAGAAAUGUCUAUGCAACAAAUUCCCCUGGAAAUGCAAAGUCUGGAGAUACAAAAUCAAGAGAUUGCAUUUGAAGGAGGCGAAACCCAGGAACAGCAACUUGAGAUGAGUGGGAUGACAAUACAAGGAAUGACAUCGGAGAUGAAUGGAGGAGAAAUACAAACUCAAGAAUUCUCAAUGCAGGGAAAGGGAAUGGUUCUACAAAGUCACGAAAUAGCAUUUAUGGAAGGAGGGAGCGAUCAGCAACUAGAGAUGAGUACGAUGACCAUACAAGAAAUGCCAGCAGUGGACGGUGAGUACCAAAUUGGAAUGAGUGAAAUGACGAUACAAGAGAUUCCACUGGAUAUGGCUGGGGGAGAGACCCAGAUACUGGAAAUGUCAAUACAGGAAAUGCCUUUAGAAAUGCAAAGUCAAGAAACAAUACUUGUGGAUAGUGAGUACCAAACUGGGAUGAGCGAAAUGACGAUACAAGAAAUAUCACUGGAUAUGGCUGGAGGAGAAACCCAGAUAUUGGAAAUGUCCAUGCAAGAAAUGCCUUUGGAGAUGCAAAGUCUAGAAGUUUCCCUUGUAGAAGGGGGUGAGAUUCAAGAACAGCAAUUUCAGAUGAAUGAGAUGACAAUUCAAGAAAUACCACUGGAUAACACCGGAGGGGAGACUCAGAUAUUGGAAAUGUCUAUGCAGGAAAUGCCACUGGAGAUGCAAAGUCAAGAAGUUUCCUUUGUAGAAGGGGAAAUACCACUGGAUAACACCGGAGGGGAGACUCAGAUAUUGGAAAUGUCUAUGCAGGAAAUGCCACUGGAGAUGCAAAGUCAAGAAGUUUCUGCAGUAGAAGGGGGUGAAAUCCAAGAACAACAGUUUGAGAUGAAUGAAAUGACAAUUCAUGAAAUACCACUGGAUAUGACCGGAGGGGAAACUAAGAUACUGGAAAUGUCUAUGCAGGCAAUGCCACCGGAGAUGCAAAGUCAAGAAGUUUCCGUAGUAGAGGGGGCCGAGAUCCAAGAACGGCAGUUUGAGAUGAAUGAAAUGACAAUUCAAGAAGUGCCACUAGAUAUGACCGGAGGGGAAACUCAGAUAUUGGAAAUGUCUAUGAAGGAAAUGCCUUUGGAGAUGCAAAGUCAAGAAGUUUCCGUAGUAGAAUGGGGCGAAAUCCAAGAAGAGCAGUUUGAAAUGGAUGAAAUGACAAUUCAAGAAAUACCACUGGAUAUGACCGAAGGGGAAACUAAAAUAUUGGAAAUGUCUAUGAGGGAAAUGCCACUGGAGGUGCAAAGUCAAGAAGUUUCCAUUGCAGAAGGGGGCGAGAUACAAAAGCAGCAAUUCGAGAUGAGUGAAAUGUCUAUACAAGAAAUGCCCUUGGAGAUACAAAGUCAAGAAAUUUCUGUUCUGGAAGGGGGCGAGAUCGAAGAGCAGCAAUCUGAGAUGAGUGAAAUGACCAUACAAGAAAUUCCGCUGGAUAUGGCUGGGGGAGACGUACCAACAAAAGAAAUGUCUAUGCAGGAAAUGCCUUUGGAGAUGCAAAACCAAGAAAUUUCAGUUGUGGAAGGGGGUGAGAUUCAAGAGCAGCAAUUUGAGAAGAGCGAAAUGACUAUACAAGAAGUGCCACUGAAUAUGGCUGGAGAAGGCGUUCAGACUCAUGAAAUGUCUUUCCAUCAGCUGCCAGUGGAGAGGCAAAGUCAAGAAGUUUUCUUUGUGGAAGGAGGAACAACGCAAGCAGAGCAGCUUGAAAGCACAAUGCAAGAAAAGCCAUUAGAAGAGGACGAUGCCAGGAGAGUUACUGAAAGUCAGAAACAAGUUCAGUUGGAUAAUAGUCUCAUUCAAGAGGAGCAGGCACCUGUGAAACAGACAACAGAAGCUGUUUCGAAUAUUGGAGAAUCCAGCUGGAGUAUAGAGGAAAUAGGAACCUUAGAGGAACAAGAACCUGAGCAAAGUUGGAGCAUGGACGUAGUUGGGACAAUUGUUGACCAGGAAAAUGGCCAUCGGUGGAGUACAGAAGAAGAAGGCAUUAUGACCCAAGAAAUGAUGUCAAAAGAUAAUAGUCAGAAAGUUGAAAAAUCCGUCAAGAAGAAGAAACAUAAUCAAGCGAAAUCUGAAGAGGUUCAGUCUAUCGAUGACGUUGCAUCUGUUGUUGACAACAAAAAGAGCGAAGCAAUGAAGUCUGACGAAGUUGAUAAGAAGGUAAUUGACAAAAAAACCACAUCAGAUCAAACUGAAGUAACACAGAAAGAGACCUGCGAUCAUAACAUAUUAAUAGAUCAAUUCCUGGAAAGAAUUACCAAACUUGAGAAAGAGAAAGAGUAUUUAGAAGGACGUUACGACGAACUACGAAAAGAGAGAGAAACUUUGGUGAUUUCAAGUAAGGAUAGACUGCAAAGGACGGAGGAUCAUCAUCAUUGUUGCGAUAUCUUGAAAGACUAUAGUAGCUUGAUAGACUACAUCACGACUCCGAGGGAUGUCUCAUCACAGGACUACAGUAGGGUGCAAGGUUAUGAUUUUACCCAGACUUGCGAUGUCCAUGAAAGUGUUAGAGAAUUUAGUAGGAAUUCAAAUCAACUGUCAAAUGACUGUGAGUAUUAUAAAUCCAAGUGUGAUCAAAUAAAACGUGAAAAGGAACGCCUGGAGAGAGCUUAUGAAAACGAAAAGAAGCAGAAAGAGGAGUUUGAAAGGGAAUACCAAACUGAAAAUGACGAAAAAGUUUACCUCGAAGAAAGGUAUCAAGAAAUGUUGGAGAACAUAAAUCGAUUUGAUGAAACCAUCCGGUCCCUGAGACGUGACAAUGAGUGCUUGCAAAGCAAACUAAACGAGUGGGCGUCAUCUCAAGCUCGGACACACACACUGGACAUGGGAAUGUUGACAGUACAGCGAGAUGACGAUGAUGAAGAUCUUGCAGAAUAUAAGAAGAAUAUUCUUGCGUUAGAGAAAGAGAACAGAGAAUUCAGGUCAAUUCUAGACGUCUUAAGUAAGAAAAACGAGAGCCAAGAAAGCUUAAAGAACAUCGAAUUUGGACUAGCACGAGAAAAUGAGUUUAUCGAGUUAAAGCGUGAAAGAGUGAGAUAA